Messenger RNA from Dermacentor silvarum, 2502 nucleotides. RefSeq names its product beta-mannosidase. Lineage: Eukaryota; Metazoa; Arthropoda; Arachnida; Ixodida; Ixodidae. The transcript has 17 exons. Gene Ontology annotation, molecular function: beta-mannosidase activity. The coding region runs from base 1 to 2502 and encodes 833 amino acids. Gene Ontology annotation, biological process: glycoprotein catabolic process. The record is from RefSeq and is a predicted model, not a curated record.
AUGUACACAACCAUCAGCGUACCCAGCACUGUGCCUGGCGGGAUUUACACGGAUCUCAAGAUGGCGGGUAUAAUAGGUGAACCGUAUUACGGCGACAACGAUUUAGAUUACGAAUGGGUUGGUCUCGAAAACUGGACAUUCUACAGAAGCUUUGCAGUUCCCACGUACAUUUUCAAUUACCGCUCUAUAAGGCUCGUGGCUCACGGUAUUGACACGGUCUGUGUGGUGACUCUGAACGGCGUCAACGUACUAAACACGACAAACAUGUUCGUCCGCUACGAAGUCGGCGUGAGAUUCCUCCUCAGGAGCAACAACAGCAUCGUGGUGAGCUGCGAGUCACCUGUGCUGUACGCCCUUCGUAAGCACGAAGAGCGAAAUAGAUCGUCGCCCCCUGUGUUGCCGCUGUGUCCGCCACCGAAUCAGAGGGGACAGUGCCACGUGAACAUGAUCCGCAAGAUGCCCUGCUCGUUCAGCUGGGACUGGGGGCCGUCGUUCCCGUCCACAGGAAUUUGGAAACCUAUUGAAUUAGAGGCCUACAACGGAGCUGUUAUUCGAGACGUGACGGUGUCGACGACACCACAAGGCACGGCAUACGGAGGGUUCAGAUGGGUCAUCGACGUCGGCGUGUUCUUCAAGCUAUCUCCACGAGCACCAAAAUACGGCACCAUCUCGAUCAGCCUGGGCGACAUAUUUUUGCGCAGUAAGACAGUUCGCUUUAAGAAGUCGGAAUAUCGCGCGGAAUUAUUUCAAGAUUUUAAUGGAAUGGAGAAAAUUCCCGUGGUCGUUCCGGAGGAUAUAGCAGUAGAGCGUUGGUGGCCGACCGGCUACGGAAGCCAGAAGCUCUACCAGCUCAACGUGACUAUGUCUGUCAAUGACGAGCUGUGUGACAAGAUCAUCAAAUUCGGGUUUCGCACCGUUAAGCUCCAGGAAGGGGCUAUAGCCGAAGCCGCUGAUGGCACUGAGUUCUACUUUAUUGUCAACGGUGUGCCAAUAUUCGCCAAAGGGAGCAACUGGAUUCCAGCGGACAUCUUUCCGGAAAGAGUUACGGAAGAGUACGCCAGAGAGCUGCUGCAGUCCGCGAAGGAUGCCAAUAUGAAUAUGAUUCGUGUAUGGGGCGGUGGUAUUUAUGAGUCAGAUUACUUCUAUGAUCUCUCCGACGAACUUGGGAUUAUGAUCUGGCAGGACCUGAUGUUCUCUGUCAGCCGCUAUCCCGCAGACGAAGCCUUUCUUCGCAGUGUUGCCGCUGAAGUGCAACAACAGGUUCGUCGCCUUCAACAUCAUCCGUCUCUGAUUGUAUGGGUCGGCAACAACGAGAAUGAAAAUGGAAUCUUCAAUGAGGAAUGGGGACCCCUGUUCAGUGUUUUGGACGACUAUCGAAAGCUGUACGUGUACACCGUAAAGAAAGUCAUUGACAGAGAGGAGAGGUCGCGGCCGUUCCUCUCUUCAUCUCCCAGCAAUGGCAGGUAUAUUUCCGCCUCGCUUUCCGGUGAAGUGCACUUCUACGAAUACGAUGGCGACGCCUGGAAUCAGACGGGGUACCCGAUUCCCCGAUUCAUGAGCGAGUUUGGUCUCCAGUCCUACCCGUCUGCUGAAACCAUGCGAAGAGUGGCACCGGAAUCGACGCUCGUAUUCCCUUUCUCACCAUUCCUGCACAACAGACAGCGCCAACAGGGAGGUUACGAGCAACUAGUAACGUCUCUGAUGCGUCAUUUCAACGUACUGAUAGACCACCGGAACGUCAACAAAACGGAAAACGGAUACAGCAUGGUCUCAUACUUGAGCCAAGUGGUGCAAGCCGAAGGUGUUCGCACCGGUUGCGAGUCGCUCCGACGUUGGCGCAGCUACCUCAAUUCUGUCGGCCACGGUCACACCAUGGGCGUUCUUUUCUGGCAGCUCAACGACAUCUGGCAGGCCCCAUCAUGGUCUUCCAUCGAGUAUGGUGGUCGUUGGAAAAUGCUGCACUACUUCGCCAAGAAGUUCUUCAGUUCAGUGCUUGUGUCACCGUUUAUAAAUGGAACGGAUCUUCGCGUAUUCGUGGUCAACGACAAACUUUUGCCGUUGCAUGAUGUAUCGCUCAAAAUUCUCGUGCACCAGUGGACGUCGUUCAUUCCUGUGCACUCGAUGGAAGUUCAUCUGACAGUGAUGUCGUCCGUAACGGGACCGACUUCUUCCGAUUUGGAGCCAGAUGCGUAUGCGUUCGACGUGGAGCUUCGCACGGACAACGUGGCGCUGUUCGUGUGGCUCGACGCGCGUGCUGUGAGCGGUCGCUUCUCGGACAACGGAUUUCUCCUGAAAGAUCCCGUCAAGAUAGUCCAGUUUCGCACAUCCGAGAGCGUGUCCUCCGAGCAGCUUCAAGAGGCCAUAGCCAUCUACACGGCUGCGGUGCAGGUGCACUGGGUGUAUGACGCUUUUCAGGGAGCGUCUUCCGCGAGACGGGAAAAACCAGCUCAACCUGGCCAGCCGAGCGAGAAGGGCAACAAGGCCGCUGGACUCCUGGACUGA